GGUACCGUGAAAUGGCAAGCAAGGUGUCUUUUCGGUGCGUUCUGUUCGUUCCUCAACAAUCAAUCAAAAUACCCUUAUCGCUGGCCAAAGGUAAAAGGACCAUGCAGACGUACGAGGACCUGCUAAAGUCCUCGCUGGACCAGGGCACCGAUCGACUAACGGUGGAUGACGAGGACGAAAACAUCUCCGUGACACGCACGGAUUCGACGAUCCGAUCGCGGUCAAGCUCUCGAUCACCUUCCUGGUCGGGAUCGAGGAUGGCUGAAACCCCACGAGCCUACUCAGACCGAGCGCUCAACCUCGACACCAAGUGUAAGCCCUCCGACAGUAGCAGUAGUAUCGCGUGUGAUCGAGACGAUGCCGAUAGCUGUGCGUUUGAUGAUAGCGCCUCAGUGGUACGGAUUUCCGGUGGCAGAGCUUCUAUGAGUCGAUCAGGACGCUCUCAAACCAAGAAAUCCUUCCGUGUGGCUGAAGACACACAAGAUCAAGGGCUGGCGAGAUCAUCACCCACUCCGGUUCCUGCUGAAGAACCAACCGGGUACGAAGGACUCGUGGUUGCAGCGAGCAGCCGAAAGAAACGCCGAGCAAGUCCUGCACCAGACGUAGAGGACCUUCGGGCAUCUCAGAAGUCACCAGAACGUGAGGAUCUCACCGACGACAAGGACAAAGAGGAACCACGCAUACCGUACGCGUUGCCCAUGACCACCUUCGAUCGGCUCGAGCUGCUGAAGAAACCAAACGGACUCGCUUUUCCAAUGUACAAGUACAGUGGCGUCGAGGCGACAAACUUCACGUUGCCACUGCUGCUUCCCGGGCUGGAAGCCGUCAACAGGUCGCUCUACUCGACGCACUUUGCGGCACAACAUCAACCAGGAGGUCUGUACCCAGCAGUAAGCGGUGAAUCGCCAACCGUUCCGAUGUUCCACACGCACUACACGCACGCUCUCGGGAGCUACCAACCACCACAGUUGCAGUUGCCUCCGGUUGACUUCUAUCGGAAGGAACAGCUCCAGCAGGUGCUUGGGGAACCGAAGGAACCACUCGAUGGGCGAAAUGCACGUGCAACACCUGCGAAGGGUGCGUUUUUCUACGCGAGUGCCGUCGAAAGUUCGCUGUCCGCCCAACAGGCGUCGAUAGCGACGAUUCACUGA
This is a messenger RNA of Anopheles nili, 1151 nucleotides long. RefSeq lists its product as uncharacterized. Lineage: Eukaryota; Metazoa; Arthropoda; Insecta; Diptera; Culicidae. Bases 12 to 1151 code for a protein of 379 amino acids. The record is from RefSeq and is a predicted model, not a curated record. The transcript is spliced from 2 exons.